AUGCAUCACGUGUUUACUGCUUGUAAAUUGAAACACUCGCCCAGCGGUGGUCAAUGGAAUGUAUGCGUCGUAUCGGUAUCAGUGUUCUGCCAGCUUCUCCGGCAUUUGCAUUCGUUCAUCGUGCAAACCGUUGGUCCUCAAGCGUGCAUCAAGCUGGUGGUCAGUACAGUGGUUGAGAAUUUUUCCCGGAAUCGCUACUCUACAAAAAGCACGAUGAAGUCCAACGUAUUUGUCCUGUUCGAGCUGCUGGCCUGUGUUCUACUUCUGGAAGGACUUCACGCCCAGAAGGAGGGCAACGGUCUCCACAAAGGCUCCACUUGAGUGCAUGUGUCGUCCUUGCACAGGCAUCGAGGACUCGAACGUUAUUCCCCAAGAGCUGGCCGCAUUUGCCGACGACGGAUCGCUGACUGGUUACUUUCAGAAAUCACAGUACAAGUCUAUUGAGUAAAUUG
Toxorhynchites rutilus septentrionalis is the source of this 452-nucleotide messenger RNA. RefSeq lists its product as uncharacterized. The record is from RefSeq and is a predicted model, not a curated record. Lineage: Eukaryota; Metazoa; Arthropoda; Insecta; Diptera; Culicidae. Bases 1 to 321 code for a protein of 106 amino acids. The transcript is spliced from 4 exons.